Messenger RNA from Plasmodium gaboni, 2607 nucleotides. Its product is annotated as dipeptidyl aminopeptidase 3. NCBI's taxonomy places the organism in Eukaryota, Apicomplexa, Aconoidasida, Haemosporida, Plasmodiidae. The transcript is spliced from 2 exons. Gene Ontology annotation, cellular component: lysosome. The record is from RefSeq and is a predicted model, not a curated record. The coding region runs from base 1 to 2607 and encodes 868 amino acids. Gene Ontology annotation, molecular function: cysteine-type endopeptidase activity.
AUGAUUUUAAUAUUUUCAUUUUGUUUAAUUAAUAUAUUAUUUUUAAAUUUUAUAAAAUGUGAUAUUCCUGUUCACUGUUUAAGUAGACACGUGGAAGGGAAGUGGGAGAUUCACUUGGGUCUCUUGAAAAAAAAAAAGAAUUCGAAACAAAAAAGUAUUGAAGGUGUUACAUGGAAUGAUAGAGUAGUAGGAGAUAUAAAGGAAGAUGAACAAAAAGGAAACCACAACAAUGAUAAUAAUAAUAAUAAUGAUAAUAAUAAUGAUAAUAAUAAUGAUGAUGAUGAUGAUAAUUAUGAUUAUCAAUGUGGAUAUAAAAGACCUGACAACGCUGAUUAUCAUGAUAAUUUAAACCCAGAGAAGGAAGACACUAAAAAACGAUUUGAAGAAAAAGAUAAAAGAUUUAUCGUGUUCAAUAAAGAUAGAUCAUUAAACAUUUUGAAAGAGAACGACGAAAUUAAUUAUUCCUAUAGUGGUCAUUGGAAAAUAAUUUAUGAUGAAGGAUUAUAUAUAGAAGUAUAUAAAGAGAAUGAAAGUAAAGAAGUUUAUUUUUCUUUUUUUAAGUUUAAACAGAUAGGUGACAUUUCUUAUAGUUAUUGUAAUAGUUUAAUUAUGGGUGUUGUUAAUAAAUAUUCUUUAGAUAAUAAUAUAUGGAAUAUGUCAUAUGAAGAGAAUAUAGAAGAGAAUAUAACAACUGAUGAUAAAAAUAAUAAUAUACAUUUUAUUCAAGAUGAAAAGAAAAGUAUUUUUAAUAUUAAUGAUAAUAAUAAAGAGAUAAAUAGUAAUAUAUCACAUAUUUAUAUGUUAAGAAAAAAUGUAACUUUUUUGAAAAUGGAAAAUAAUAAAACAAAUAAACCAAAAAGAAAAAGAAAAAAAAUUAAAGAAAAAAUUAUAAUAACUAAAGGAAAUAAUAAUAAUAAUAAUAAUAAUACAAAUUUAAUACGAAAUGAUGAUAAUUAUAAUAAGAUGGUUAAAGAAAAAAAUUUUUUUGAACUUAUUGAUUAUUAUAAUGAUAAUUAUAUUAAUUCAGAUCAUUUACAGAUACAAAAAUAUUGUUGGUAUGCUAAAAAGGUGGAAAAAAAUUCUGAACAACCAACAAAUAAAAUACCUAUUCAGAGUAUAUCUCCUUUAUCUGUUAAUGCAGAUGAAUAUAAUAAAAUAUAUAAUGAAAAAAAAAAGAAUAAUAUAAUAAAAAAAUAUGAAAAUAAUAAUGUCUCUAUUUUAAAUAAUUUACAAGAUAAUAUUAUACAUCUUAGGACAAAUAAAAAUAUAUUUACAAAAUAUAAUAAAGGUUUACUUAUUAUGAAUAAUAAUAAUAAUAAAUAUGAGAAAAGAAAUAGUUUAUUUUAUAAAUAUAAAGAUAAAAAUAUAAACUUAAAAAAUUUUAAUUGGUAUAAUAAAGAAGAUAUAAAAAUGAGAUUAGGCCAUUAUAUAAAAAUAUUAGAUGAUGCUAUAGAUCAAAAAGAUUGUGGUUCAUGCUAUGCAAAUUCAGCUGCUUUUAUAAUUAAUAGCAGAAUAAGAAUAAAAUAUAAUUAUAUAAAAAAUAUCGAUUCUUUAUUUUUUAGUAAUGAACAAUUAAUAUACUGUGAUAUAUUCAAUCAAGGAUGUAACGGUGGAUAUAUAUAUUUGUCUUUAAAAUAUGCAUAUGAAAAUUUUUUAUAUACACAAAAAUGUUUUCAAAAAUAUAAAAAUAAAAAUAUGUAUCAUAAUAAUGGAGAUGAUUUUGAAUAUUUCAAUGAAUUACAAAGUGUUCAUGAUAAUUCUUUAUUAUGUGAUACAUUUAAUGUUUUUAAAAUGAAGCAUGAACAAAAUAAACGUAACAAAAUAAAGAUAAAACAACAAAUAAGUAUGGAUACAACUAAUGAUUCUAAUAAUGACGAAGAAUAUAAAAAAAAAAAUGAUCAUAAUGGUCACUUAUUAUUAUUAUCAUCAUCAUCAUAUGAAGUCAAGGAUGAUAAUAAAAAAAAUAAUAAAAUAAAUAACAUCCAAACGAACAACAAAAUUAAUAAUAAUAGUAAUAUUAGUGAGGAUGUAUUAAAUGAAAAUUAUAUUUUAAUCGAUCAAGACAAAUAUAAUAAUAAUAUUAAUACAUAUGAUAUUUCAAAAUUAAAUUCUUGUGAUGUAAAAAUUAAUAUAUCAAAAUUCGAAUAUUUAGAUAUACAAAAUGAAGAAGAAUUAAAAAAAUAUAUUUAUUAUAAUGGACCUGUAGCAGCAGCUAUAGAACCUUCAACUGAAUUCAUAGGAUAUAAGAAAGGAAUUAUAUCAGGCAAUUAUAUUAAAAUGCAAGAUGGAAAUAAAAAUAAUGCUUAUAUCUGGAAUAAAGUUGAUCAUGCUGUAGUUAUAGUUGGAUGGGGGCAAGAUACCUUUCAUAAUUUUAUUAAAAAAAAUAAUCUAUCAAAAGAACAAAUAAAAAAUUUAUCAAAAAUAAUAGAAAAUAAUAACAACAACAAUAAUAAUCAUAAUAUUAUAAAAUAUUGGAAAGUAUUAAAUAGUUGGGGUGUCAACUGGGGUAAUAAAGGAUAUUUUUAUAUCCUAAGAAAUAAUAACUCUUUUAAUAUUAAAUCAUAUAUUCUAGCAUGUGAUGUUAAUUUGUUUGUAAAGCAACAAUAA